Messenger RNA from Laetiporus sulphureus 93-53, 654 nucleotides. RefSeq lists its product as uncharacterized. The record is from RefSeq and is a predicted model, not a curated record. The coding region runs from base 1 to 654 and encodes 217 amino acids. Lineage: Eukaryota; Fungi; Basidiomycota; Agaricomycetes; Polyporales; Laetiporaceae. The transcript is spliced from 8 exons.
AUGUCAUCGCUGACAAUUACGCGCGUCGAACAACCCUCGCCAAAACUCAUCGAUGACUCCGUUAAUCUAUUCGUCGCCCUCAUGAAGUCUGAUCCCGCAAUCGAGAGUCUCUGCGGGGGAGACGUCAGCCUGGCGGGUCCGAUGGCCAGAGCGAUGCUCAAUGCAGGCGUACUCGCGGGGGAGUACUAUGCAGCGCUCGACGAGAACGGCGAGCUGGCGGGUUUCACGCUCUGGAUGCCACCCGGCCAGGAGAUGUUCAGCACGCAGGAACAACGCGACCUUGGCUUGACGGACUUCAUGGCAAGGCUGCCGCCGGAAGGCAAAGAGUAUUACAAGGACACCUACCUGGCGGAGUUCCCAGGCUUUGUGAGCAGCUGUAUCGGGCCAACGGGUAAGGUGGAUUCGUGGUGGCUUCAUAUGGCGAUGGUCCGGCAAGAAAGACAACAGCAAGGGAUCGCGCGGUCACUUAUUGGGCUUGUUCGGGACAAGGCCAAGGAGAAAGGCGAGACGCUCGCGUGUAGCACAACGACACUGACGAAUGCGAGUGCCGUAAUUGCUCUCGGGUUCGAUCUGAAGGGCGAGCGGAACAUGCCUUCACCGUGGGGAGAUUGGCCGCUCUACGUCUUUGCCCUAGAUACGAAGUCUUCUGAUUGA